Messenger RNA from Rhopilema esculentum, 5106 nucleotides. RefSeq lists its product as uncharacterized. Gene Ontology annotation, cellular component: voltage-gated potassium channel complex; membrane. NCBI's taxonomy places the organism in Eukaryota, Metazoa, Cnidaria, Scyphozoa, Rhizostomeae, Rhizostomatidae. Gene Ontology annotation, biological process: action potential; potassium ion transmembrane transport. The record is from RefSeq and is a predicted model, not a curated record. Gene Ontology annotation, molecular function: ligand-gated monoatomic ion channel activity; delayed rectifier potassium channel activity.
AUUACAAGAAAAUUGGAAAAUCACAUGAUGAAUUGAAAUCACUGCCGAUUUCAACUACACACGUGAGAGAAUUGGCAGGUGCAAGUGACGCCAUGUGACAUAGAAUUCGCCAGAACACACUUGUUUUCUGAUAAGCCUUUCAGGUCAUUAAACUCCCGGAUUUAGAAUUUUUCAUAUCUGUUCAUAGUGCAGAAACUGGAGAAAGUUACAAAAGAUUUUAAAGCACUUUAUGCUCAAUUUCUGAAACAGUUCUACGUGUAACCAUUUUUAAGCAACUUUGAAACUAUGAAAUCAAAAUAUGAUAGAAUGUACUUGUGUUUAUCAGCUAAGUUAUGAAAAAGUUGAAGAAUUCUGCCAAGUGGUACCUGCAACAAUUAAUAUAGUUACUAUAAAAUGUUAUGAAUGUUAAGUUAUGCUAUUUGGUGUAUAGAGGUUUGAAGUUGCUACUCCGAGUUUCUUGAAUGUUAAGAUACUUUCCCUUGGACCUUUCUUCCCCGACCAUUCCUUUAGUGCCAAAAGUCUUCGCCUUUCAUAAUCUGUCUCAAUUUUCUUUUCUUGUAAAAUUUCUUAGAACAAGUAGUGUCUACCAUAUUAACGGGCAGUACACGUGAAUCUUUCUCGUACCUUUUAGCUUCUAACUUUCCUUGUACUUGGCACCUGGGUUAUUGAUUUCUGCUAAGCUCUGCAUGUUAUGGAUUUUCAGACUUAAGAAGACAUUAAUUCCAUUUUUAGCCAUUUCAUAAAACUGUCAGAUUUUGCAGUAUGACAGGUUAAUCGAGUCACUUAUGAUUAUUUCAAAGUCAAAAUUAGACUUUUUUUAGUAUAUGUUGAUAGAUUUUGAACAGCAUACAAAAAAUGAAUCCGAACGACUUUACUUUAAACAAUGAAUGACCAAUGAUCUUAUAAGGUCACCUUGAUCAGGGGUUGAAGAAAAUUUACGAAGGAGCACUAAUCUUUCAUCAGUUAUAAUAGAAUGAUCGUAUCUGUGGUAGACGCGUCCUUUAUAACAUCUACUUGAAUAAAAAAAGAAUACUGAUUUCCAUUUGUUGCUCGUACACCAAAUUGCGAUCAAAAACAGACCUCGAUCAUUCUGGAAGACAUAGCAUAACUCUAACGUGAUAUUUACGUCCUGGGAAACUGGAAAAGAUGUUGAAUUUGCAAGAUAGAGAGUCCUAAAAUUGGCGGCGAAACUGUAGCUGAUAUCCUUUUAAGUCCACCUGAUUCUCACCUAGUGAAUUAAAGCUACUUGCUUUUAUCAGAAAUUGCAAAUUUCCUUGUCAAAUGAACCCUUUCGUGUUUCUACAAUGCCAAGAGAAGAUAAGACCGGAAAUUUUUUUUGUAGUUUCGAAGAAACAGCAUAUUUGUAGCUACAUACUGCUUUCUUGUAGGCAGACGCGUUAAAAUGCUUAGCGUUUCUGUACAAGAGACACUUUCAGGUCAGAGCGCGUAACAUAAAUAUAAUCCAUUCGUUAGGUUGCAUGUAGCAGUGGUAUCCUCUCGACCUUCCUUAAGAUCAUUGUCAUAUAAAGUAAGUCUGUUUCUUAGCUAAAUACGAUUUCUUUUAGAAGUGAGUUCAUAGCCUCAGGCUUUAUAACUAUGAGAAUUUUCGUACUACGCGCAGAACUUUCACCUGAGAAGCAUUAACUACCCAGGAUACUUUACCAUCAAUCCGUACAAUUGAUGCUUUAGACUUACAACACAGAGCGAAGAAGACUUCUAAACGCAAGGAAAAUAUCAAAAUACACAAGUACAGGCUUAUCGUGUUUUCAUUUGCUCGUUCACAAAAAGCAAGAAUGAGCCUAUUUUGUUGUCAGAUUUCCUUCACGGCAAAUGAUUUACGUAUGAAAAGCUAAGCUGAUGCGUCUUUUAGUUCGUCUUUUAAUUAUUCAUGCCUCUGUCAGCUAAAGCACAUAUCUAGGAAGAUAUUUUGCAAGCAGACAGAAACAGUUCUUCUAUUGUAAGGGAUACAUGCAGGUUUCAUGAAAAAUCUCUCAAAAGCAAAGAAGGCAGUAGAUGUGAUUUCUUCACAACCAACAUCAAAAAACAGCAACAACGGUUGUCAUCGAAACGAUAGAUUAAACGGCAGAGUUACAGCUUAAAGAGACCUUGUCACAGACUUUGUAUUCAAAGCAACUGACUUCUAAAACAUAAAAGGUCUUAUAAUGAACCUGCACUGGCUUAUAUAUGGUUUAAUACACAUCUCUGUGUUUGGAAACACCCUAGCUUACAUUGUAAAAUGGAACAAGGACGCGUCGCUUGACAGUAAGGAAGGAGAACUUAAAAUUCAACACGAUCUUGUAGCAGUUGGCAACAAUGGCAUGAACAGUUCAGUGUUUAGGAAACAUUUCGAAAAAUUCGCGAAGUAUUCCCUAGAUGAGAAAUGCCGCUUGGGAUUGGACCUGUCUGUUGCUUUUCAAGUUUACACUCCGUAUAUUGACAUAAGAGAUCAUUCCAAGUACCUCAUUCUAUCCGGAAUUCUCCCUGCAAUUAUGUCCGAUAUUCUGAAAUUCUGUUGCAACAAAAGCACUGUUACGUUUGGUGAAUGGUACAAAUCCAUACCUCAAGCAGAAGAACGGUACGAAGAAGACAAACACCUUGACUUUACAUUUCCACUUUAUGGGCUUGACGGACCAAAUACAAAUUUGUAUAAAGAAAACCCUUUUAUUCCACUGGUUGAGGCUCCAAGAAUGGUUCUCCUUGUCCCUGAGCAGCUCUUUGAGACAAAGAACACCAGAACACAUGUAUUGCUGAAGACUAUUCUGAACUCUUGGCCAAUGUUGGUGUUCAUUGCUGUGUCGGCAUCUUUAUCAGGCCUCAUCAUCUGGUUCCUGGAUCGCAACAAGAACCCUGGAGAAUUCCCUCCUUCAUUCUUCGUUGGUGCCUGGGAAGGAUUUUGGUGGGCAUUUGUUACUAUGACAACUGUCGGGUAUGGGGAUCGAUCUCCAAAGUCAAUCAUGGCUCGUAUCUUCUGUAUUCUGUGGAUUUUGUGUGGCAUAAUAUUGAUAUCCUUGUUCACCGGAUUGGUUACCGCGGCUCUCUCCGUUAGUGCUACACCAGUUUUCAAUUUGCCAGGUGCACGGAUUGGUGCAGUGAGUGGUAGCAAAGAGUUUCAAGUUGGCGUUGGAUUAAAUGCAGACAUGCAAUCAUACGAAAAUCACCAUUCCUUGUUUGAUGAUUUGGAAAACAACAAGUUAGAUGGAGCAAUAAUAGACAACUUUAUACUGUCUGCCAUACGGCAUAAGUUCCAGGAAACCAAGCUGCGAAUCGAACGGGAAAUUCCGUACUCGAUCACGUAUGGAACAGCAAUCCGAUCUAAUUCACCGAACGUGGAAAAAUGUUUUCGAAAAUAUGUCCACCACUAUCCAAGGAAGAUGUUUGAAGUGAUUUCUAAUGUUCUCAAGCCUGUUAAGAAUCCAACUGACGAAACUAGGGUAGAAGUACUGGCUGCAGAGAAAUUAUUCUAUGAAGAAAAUAAGUUUAAACUUGUUGUGUACGUGCAAACGGGAUGCCUGGGAAUAUUUGUCGUUGGAGGAAUCAUAUGGGAGUUUUUUGUUCGAAAUAGUCCUACAGGUAAAUACGGGAUAUUCCAUGCAACAGCAAGAAAGGCUAGAGAAGAAAAUGAUGAAAAUCCUAUAAUACAAUCAAGAAAGUAUCAAGAAGUCACGAAUAUGCCCGAGUUAGAGAAUCUUAUUGAUGAAUACGAGACAUUCCAUGGCAAAUGGAUGGCAAAGGUUCAGCAGCUCCGAGCUGAUUGGUUUCUUUUAAAGAGCAGAAACGGUAAUAGCAACAAAAGUAUUGAGGUUGUUGAAGAAUCUGUUUAGGCCUUAAGACGUGUGUCUGCUUACGUCAUUCUUUGUACUUUUAAAUGUUCUAUCGCCAUUAUCGGGGGGGUUAUAAAGGCGUCAUUAAUAUUCUAACCAGCUGACAGAAGGCUACAAAAAUUGACCUGGAAAAUAUUGGCCUCUUUUUUCGAUAAAUCCAAAAUAGCUUUAAGUUUUGAGUGAUGUUGAUGUUCUCUAUUGUGACAUUAGUGCAAUGCAAAAGUCCUAAUCGCAGCACAUUUGAAUUCGAUGAAAACCGAUGCUAUCACUACGCAUAUCUAAUACCAAACGCAUAUCAUGCUUGAAAAGAUAACACAGCAAGAAUCUCUUUUUAGAAAUUUUAGAGAGAAAUUUUAGAGAUAUUCUGGCCAAACAGCUACCUUCUCUAAUCUCUAUUUGUUAUUAUGGUAUAGAUAUUCAUCAAGAGAGAAUCUUGAAGAAUUCUCUUUUUUGGUAUGUUCGAUUGAAAUUCACAAACGGAAUUACCAUACAUUUCAGACUUUGAUUUUGCGUGCCUUGCAUUUGACGGAGUGAAUUAAUUCUCUGUAAAUAUUGUGACCUGAUGUAGUUAGGGCUUAGCCUUUGUGUUAUAAUGUAUAUUAAUUUGUUCUAUCUCUCUCAUGUGAAACUCGGUGUUCUAAUUGAAUUAAAAUGCAUUUAAAAGCUCAAUGAAAAACAUUUGAAUGCUUGAGAAGAAUGGCAUAACAAGAGCUUGAUCUAUUUCCGAGAAGAGCUUGUUUUCACAGUGUUUUAUCGUACACACUGGCACAGUGAGGCGGGGAAGUAGGGCGUAACAGCCCUCUUUCAGUCAUCAAAGUUUUGGCGUUUGAGGAAGGCUAAAUCACUUAUAAUUCAAAGCAAAACCAAAGCAUGGUUUACUUCAAGUUAGUUUCCAUAAAGAGUCACGUAGCAACACUCCGUUAAGGUAUAGCAAAAUUUCUCGGGGAGACUCGACUAGGUCUCUACCAUUUGCUUUCCCCCUCUCAUUUUGCCACAUUGGCCCACCACUGUUUAAAUUAAAGCAAGCUCAAAUACGUAUUCAAGAAGAUGUUGUGCUCUGUCAAUUACUGUCACGUAUUGGAAAAGAUCUUGUGCAGCAUUUUAAAAACGUUUAGAUCACUUGUAAAUAGUAUUAGGAGUUUUUGCACAAUAAGAGGCUUUUUAACAAUGUUUUAGUUCUAGUUGUAGUUUGUAACUCAUAGGCUUCGUGGUAAUACAUUGACUUUUAAUGUGUUAAAUGCUUAACAUUUUCGAAAAAAUUCUUACCAUUCUGUUAACAUUCUAA